Molecule: messenger RNA, 6146 nt
Organism: Saccostrea cuccullata (small rock oyster)
Lineage: Eukaryota; Metazoa; Mollusca; Bivalvia; Ostreida; Ostreidae
Product: SCO-spondin-like
Exons: 3
Coding region: 43-4485 (1480 amino acids)
Molecular function (GO): protein binding
Source: RefSeq, a predicted model, not a curated record
CAUGGAGGAUUUAGCGACUGGACGCAAUGGUCAGACUGCAGUAUGACGUGUGGAUAUGGGAAACGGCAAAGAUACAGGGAUUGUAAUAAUCCAUCUCCAGCUUUUGGUGGUAGAACAUGUUCUGGUAAUUUAGUGGAAGGUGACGAUUGUAUAGUUAGAAACUGUUCAAUAAACGGGGGGUUCUCGGAUUGGAGCACAUGGUCAGUAUGCUCAAAAACGUGUGGAGGAGGACUGAUGUUCAGAAAGCGAUCCUGCGAUGAUCCAUCUCCAGCUUUCGGUGGAUUAAACUGCACAGGCAAUUUUGUCGAAUCUGUCUUGUGUCAAAGUAAUCCAUGUCCAAUACAUGGGCAGUUUGGGCCAUGGGAGGAAUGGUCCCCUUGUUCCAGAUCAUGUAACGGUGGGACCCAAUCUAGAGUGAGGAAAUGUAAUAACCCGUAUCCACGAUAUGGAGGUCAGAAUUGUACGGGUGAUUUUUCUGAAAGUAAAAACUGUAACUUGUUUGAAUGCCCUAUUGAUGGCAGCUUUGGUGAAUGGGUCAGUUGGACAGAUUGCACUGUAAGUUGUGGCGGUGGACAAAAAUCGAGAACUCGGAUAUGUGAUUCACCGAGACCAUUAUUUGGAGGUAAAAAUUGCAGUGGUAAUUUUUCUGAAGAAACUGUAUGUAAUACUUUUCUCUGUCCCAUCGAUGGUUAUUUUGAUGAAUGGGAAGCUUGGACUGCUUGUUCCCGUACUUGUGGUGGGGGAAUUCAAACUAGAAAUCGGGUGUGUUCUGAUCCUAAACACGGAGGUCGUGCUUGUACUGGGCAUUUUGUAGAAUCCUUAAACUGUAACAUCCAAAACUGCCCCAUUGACGGAAAAUUUAGUGAAUGGGAAGCAUGGACACACUGCUCUCAAACUUGUGGAAAUGGAAUAAAGAAAAGAUCGAGAUAUUGUAAUAAGCCAAUACCAAUGUAUGGUGGUAAAAAUUGCAGUGGGGAAUAUACAGAAGAGAGUGUUUGUAACAUUCGACCAUGUCCUAUUGAUGGAAAAUUUGCAGACUGGAAUGAAUGGACAGAAUGCUCGCAAACCUGUGGAAGUGGAAGGCAAUAUCGUAGACGUACUUGCUCAAAUCCAUCUCCGCAGUAUGGCGGAAAUGAUUGUGUUGGAAAUUCCAUGGAGUCCAUGAAUUGUAACACAUUUUCCUGUCCUAUAAAUGGUAGUUUUUCCUCUUGGGGUGAUUGGAGUAGCUGCACUGCCAGUUGUGGCGGAGGAAUAUCAAAACGAGCAAGAAAAUGCAACAAUCCACCUCCUCAGUUUGGAGGUUAUAAUUGUUCGGGCGAAUUUGAAGAAUUAGUAUUGUGUAUGAAUAAUUCAUGUCCGAUAAACGGUGGAUUUGGUGAAUGGAGUGUCUGGUCUUCUUGCUCGAUAACUUGUGGUACAGGUGAACAAACUCGUCAAAGAUUUUGUGAUAAUCCAAAACCACAGUUUGGAGGAGAAAAUUGUUCAGGCAUAUUUGAAUAUAAAAAAGAUUGCAAUACGCAGCCAUGUCCUAUUGAUGGAAUGUUUGGUGACUGGCAAUCGUGGAAUAUAUGUCCAGUUACUUGUGGAGGUGGAAUAAGAAAUAGAACAAGAUUAUGUGACUCACCAGCUCCAUCCUUUGGAGGAAGAAACUGUGUUGGACAUAAUGUAGAAGAAUCCAAGUGUAAUGAAAAUCCUUGUCCUGUUGACGGAGGUUUUGCUGAAUGGAAUGAGUGGUCACAAUGCACUCGAAGUUGUGGCAGUGGUGUAAAGACUAGAAACAGAACAUGUGAUAAUCCUUUGCCGCAACAUGGUGGGGGGCCCUGUAUUGGACAUUUUAUUGAUUAUAAUAAUUGCAAUUUUCAACUGUGUCCAAUUGAUGGUGGUUUUAGUGAAUGGGGAUCCUGGUCAUCUUGUUCUGUGAGCUGCGCAGGAGGUAUCUCAGAGCGAUUACGCUUGUGCACGAAUCCAAUUCCAAGAUACGGGGGUAAAAAUUGCUCCGGGAAAUUUAAUGAAACAAGGAUAUGUCAAACAAAUUUAUGUCCGAUUGACGGUGGUUUUAAUGAAUGGAGCGCGUGGUCAACCUGCUCAAAAUCAUGUGGGCUAGGUUCGAAACAUCGAGAGAGGCAUUGUGAUAAACCACUACCAAAGUAUGGAGGAAAAAAUUGCAGUGGUUUAUUUUCCGAAAAUGAGUCCUGUAACAUUGGACCUUGUCCCAUUCAUGGUGGUUUUAGUAAUUGGGGAAUGUGGGGGGAUUGUUCCACUACAUGUGGUGGUGGUAAGAAAAUAAGAGAACGAAGAUGUAAUAACCCAGUGCCUGCUUUCGGAGGAAAUAACUGUACUGAAUCAUUUUCUGAGGAUAUUGAAUGUAACACAUUUUUUUGUCCGAUAGAUGGACAGUUUUCUGAAUGGAGUGAAUGGUCGAUUUGUUCUGUUAGUUGCAAUGUAGGAUCUAAAAAUCGAACACGUACCUGUUCCAAUCCACGUCCUAGAUACGGUGGAAAACCAUGCAAUGGACUUAGUACUGAAUAUGAUGUAUGCAACACUCAUCGAUGCCCCAUUGAUGGUGAAUUCACGGAAUGGGGAAGUUGGACGCCUUGUACAGUUACAUGUGGCGGAGGUUUAUCGAAUAGAACACGUUUUUGUGCAAACCCGAGACCUCAGUAUGGUGGCAAAAAUUGCACCGGAUUAUUCAGUGAAUCACAAAUGUGCAUGGAGAAUCCGUGUCCUAUCGAUGGUGGUUUCAGUGAAUGGAAUUUAUGGUCACAGUGUUCUACAUCAUGCGGUGGAGGAUUAAAAAUAAGAAAAAGGACAUGCAGUAACCCUUCCCCAAAAUACGGAGGUCUAAAUUGCACUGGACAGCAUAAGGAUACGGAAAACUGCAACACAUUACCGUGUCCAGUGGAUGGUGGAUUUGGAAAUUGGGAAUCUUGGUCUGUCUGCACCUCAAGUUGUGGAGGAGGCACUAAACGAAGAGAAAGGGAAUGUAAUUCACCUAUUCCGGCCCAUGGUGGAAGAAAUUGCGAUGGCAAUUAUUCUCAAGUAUUACAGUGUAAUGAAUUUCCAUGUCCAAUUAAUGGUGGAUUUACUGAAUGGACUGUUUGGUCUCAAUGUUCGCAAAGUUGUGGAGGAGGUGUGAAAACACGAUUAAGAACAUGCACCAACCCACCCCCACAACAUGGUGGAAGGCCAUGUAAUGGUCACUUUACUGAAUCUCUGAAUUGUAACGUUCAUCAGUGUCCUGUUGAUGGAAGUUUUUCACUUUGGGGUGCAUGGUCAUCAUGUUCUGUAACUUGUGGUGGAGGAAAAGCAAAAAGAUCCCGUUCAUGUUCAAAUCCAUCUCCUUUAUAUGGAGGUAAAAAUUGCAGUGGUGCCUUUGAAGAAUUUACAAACUGCAACACACAAUACUGUCCCAUCGACGGAAGAUAUAAUGAUUGGAGUAGUUGGUCAGCAUGUUCCUUAACGUGUGGAGGUGGCCUAAAGGCAAGAUCAAGGCGAUGCAAUAAUCCCUCGCCACAGUAUGGAGGAAAACAGUGCAGUGGCAGUGAUAAUGAAAGUUCAUCAUGCAAUGAACAGCCUUGCCCAAUAGAUGGUAAAUUCAGUGAAUGGGCAACAUGGUCGACAUGCUCAAGGACAUGUGGCGGUGGCACAAAAACAAAGUCACGCGAAUGUAAUAAUCCUAUUCCAGCAUUCGGUGGGGAAAACUGUACAGGGGCAUUCCACGAGUCUUCCGAUUGUAACACAUUCCCUUGUCCAAUUGACGGAGGACUAAGUAUGUGGAGCGAAUGGACAAUGUGCUCUGUUAGUUGUGGUGGAGGUAUUCAAUUAAGAAACAGGUCAUGUACAAAUCCUGUUCCACAAUAUGGUGGGUUGGAAUGUGAUGGUGAGAUGACACAAUCACUCUUUUGCAACACACAAGAGUGCCCUAUAGAUGGACAGUACUCCGACUGGGAGUCUUGGUCUUCCUGCUCUGUAUCCUGUGGAGGGGGUAAUACAACACGCAUUCGCAGUUGUAAUAACCCUCUUCCACAGUUUGGAGGAAAGACUUGUAUUGGUGAAUCUGAACAGACAAAGACUUGCAAUUCUGUUGAAUGCCCAAUAGAUGGAGGUUUCAGUGAAUGGAGUGUAUGGUCAGAAUGUUCCGUCACAUGUGGGGGAGGUACGUCACUCCGUAGAAGAAGCUGUUCGAAUCCAGCUCCACAAUACGGAGGUAAACAUUGCCUGGGAUCUACGAAUGAAACUAGAGUAUGCAACACAGAAAGCUGUUCAAUUUGUGCAAAUCCUAGUUCUGAAUUCGAAUGUCAUAACAAAGUAUACUGCGUUGAUAAAUCAUUUGUCUGUGAUGGCUACCCUGAUUGUACUGAUGAGAGUGAUGAAUCACAGCAGGCCUGCAAUCCCGAAGAAAGCAAAGUCGCAUUACCACCCUGUCCCGAAGGCUUGUUUAGAUGUCCUGAUUUGUCUUGUAAACAAAGUCAGUUUGAUUGCUAGUUCUCUUUAAAGGAGAACUUUUUAUAAUUGCGAAAAAGUUUAGUGAAUGAUUUUUGUGAAACUUUAUAUUGUAUAAACAUUUUAACUCACCUGAGCUGAAAGCUUAAGUGAACUUUGCUGAUCAACCGUUGUCCGUCUGUCUUUCUCUUAACUUUUCACAUUUUCAACUUCUUUUUGAGAACCACUGGGCCAAUUUUAACCAAACUUAGUUAGAAACAUCCUUGGAUAAAGGAAAUUUUAGAUUAUAGAAACGAAGGACAACGUCCUCUAGCAUGGGGAUAUAAUCAAGAAAGACAAAAAUAGGGGGUUUGAGUAAUUUAAAUUUUUUUCUCAGGAACUACUUCAGAAAAGCUGAAACUUUUGUGGAAACAUCCUGGUGUGGAGUAAUUUCUUAAUUGUUCAAAUCGUGACCCUUGGGGUAGGGUGGGGCCAAAAUAGGGAAGCAAAGUUUUACAUUGAUAUAUAUAUAGGAAAAAUCUUGAUAAAUCUUCUCAAGAACCACUGGUCCCGAAAACCUGAAACCGGAAGCAUUCUUGGGUAGUGUAGAUUCUAAAUUGUACAAAUCCUGGCCCAUGGGGGUAGGGUGUUUUCACAAUCGUUGUUAAAGAACAGCAUGAGCAAAGUUACUCAGGUGAGCGAUAUGGCCUAUGGUCCUCUUGUUUUUUUCAGAAUUUCUUGAAGAAGUAAUAUUUUGCUUUCAAUUUAAAACAAAGUCAGCUUUUAGUAUGCAUUCAUUUUUUUUUUAAAAAGUCAGAAGUAUCUUGUAUAAAAUGCAAGUUUCAUGUAAUUAUGACAUUUAUUUGUUUUAGUUUUGAAUUGUGUUCCAAACAAAACUUCUGAGUAGAUAGAAAUCAAGCGUUAUUUCUCCUGUAAUUACAUUUCUAGCUCUAAUGUUGGUAGGACAGUUUCCAAGCCAUAAACUGAGAACGGAUUUAAAUAAAACUUCCGAUGAUCAUUACUUAAUUUCAAUUUAAGAGCAUCUUUUGAAAAUUCAAAUGAAAAUAUAAAUAUUGUUUAAAUCAUCUUUAAAAUUACUUUACUAUGCUGUAAGCGUUUGAAAUUUUGACUUCAGUCUGAUUCUUUUAACCGAAUAGGUGCUGGUCAGUUAUUUUUUAGAAAUGCAUGUAUUCAAUGUUAACAAGAAUGUACAGUGCUAGUGUAAUUUGGAAUAACACUACACUAAAAAAAAAUUAUUAAUAAUAUUAUGUAAAUGUUUUUAUAGAUGAUUUAGCUAUAAAUACUUGAACAAUAGUAUUACAUGGAAACCUUACCAUAUUUUACUUCAAAUCUGUAAUCAAUACAAAUUUCAUCUGAUUAUCCAUAAAAUUUAUAGGCCUAUGGUAUGCAGGCACGGCUACUUAGUACACAAAGCUUAGGUUUUAUUCUGUUUCUUUAUAGCAUUAUGAUUUUGAUGAAUAGUUAUAUUUAAUAUCUUCCUAAAAUACUUCUUGGUUUUUAUAAAACAACUUUGUACAGGAUUAAAAAUGUAUCAAUUAACACAUGUACAUCAACCAACAGUGUGCACAUCUCCGGAAUUUUAAACAAAAGAAAUUUUUCGAAUUUGAAUUAAGCUUUUUUUCUACGACUACUAUUAACCAGUAGAGCUACAGUUUUCAAGCUGUGCAAGUUUUGUUUUAAUGAAUUAAAAUUCAGUAUAUAUA